GGCUGUUAUCGGAGCGCGUGACCAAUCACCGCGCAGGUUUGGACUCGUUUCCGUGAAUGACAAUUGAGGAACUCCUGCUCAUGCUCACACCGCAUGUAGCGCAAAGGAGGAGGCGUAAACACACACGGCUUUAGAGCUAGCGAGGUUAUGGAGAUGAGCUGCAGCAGCGAGUGCUUCGGAUGUGGCCGCUCAGGGCACUGGAUCAAACAUUGCCCCAACGUCUGUGGUAGUGGCUCACGAGGGCGUGGCCGAGGCAGGGGACGAGGCAAAGACAUGACCUGCUAUCGGUGUGGCGACCCGGGGCACUUGGCGAGGGACUGUGACCAAACCGAGGAUGCGUGCUACAACUGCCACAGGACCGGCCACAUUUCUCGCGAAUGCAAGGAGCCCAAAAAGGAGCGGGAGCAACUCUGCUACACUUGUGGCAAGUCGGGUCACAUGGCCCGUGACUGCGACGCCAACGAGCAGAAGUGCUACUCCUGCGGCGGCUUUGGCCACAUCCAGAAGCUUUGUGACAAAGUGAAAUGUUACAGGUGCGGAGAGAUCGGUCACGUCGCGGUGCACUGCACCAAAGCCAGCGAGACCAACUGCUACAAAUGUGGAAAGGCGGGCCACCUGGCAAAAGAGUGCACCUGCGACGACACCGCGUAAUCGGUGCCCUCUGUUGCCCCUCCUUUUUUUCAGAUUGAUGGUUGGUUGUAUUAUUUUUCUCUGAGUCCUCUUCGCUGGCCAAAGGUUGGCCAAUAGAGGCUAGUCCCGGGGCCAGUGAGCCUCUCGACACGUAACGAAAGGGGUGAAAAAAAAAUCUUUCUGCAUUCAACACAAAAAAAAAAAUGUUUUAGUUUGGUAGCGGUGUUAUGUAUAAUGCUUUGUUAAAGGACCCGCCCCUUUCCAAGCCACUGGUGAUCAGAGAUCAAUCAAUGGGACUAAACAUGGGAAUCUGUUGGACCUCUGAGCUUGUGGAAGUGAAUAUCUUGUCAAGAGAUAAAAGGGAGUAAAAGGAAACUGAACUUCCAUGUAAGGUUAUUUUGGUUUGUUUUAGGCGGGUUGAGUUGGCUGAGGGAGAAUUAAUGACAUGGAAACAUUUCAUAUCAUGCAUUUCAGCACUACACGCAGCUAAGUGGGCGCCGUCUCAAAAAGUUUUCGCUUUUCAAUGAUACAAAGCAUUUUGGAGGUAUAAAAAGGAGCAACUUCUAUCCUAGAAAUCUGUUUACAAUUUAAAAACCACAGGCCAAGUUGGUUGUUUCCUUAAAAAUGGCCUUUGAAUUAUUAUUAUAUUUGUUUUUUCCUUUCUUACCUUGACAAAUUUAAAACCACGACCGGUUGUCAGAACAGGUGAAUUUGGAGUUAUUUCGGAAUGAAGUUUUCACAGAAAUCAAAAUGUUAUUUUUGUACAAUAUCACUUAGACUACUGUAUAAAUACCAUUUGCUUGUACUCAGUUUUUAAGUCGGAAGGAAAGUGCAACUGAAGUCCUAGAAAAUAGAAAUGUAAUUUUAAACUAUCAAUAAAGCUGGAGGAGCACGGA
This is a messenger RNA of Syngnathoides biaculeatus (alligator pipefish), 1526 nucleotides long. RefSeq names its product CCHC-type zinc finger, nucleic acid binding protein a (gene cnbpa). The transcript has 5 exons. Gene Ontology annotation, molecular function: mRNA binding; single-stranded RNA binding; translation regulator activity. NCBI's taxonomy places the organism in Eukaryota, Metazoa, Chordata, Actinopteri, Syngnathiformes, Syngnathidae. Gene Ontology annotation, cellular component: cytoplasm. The record is from RefSeq and is a predicted model, not a curated record. Bases 148 to 651 code for a protein of 167 amino acids. Gene Ontology annotation, biological process: positive regulation of cytoplasmic translation.